Molecule: messenger RNA, 2289 nt
Organism: Dicentrarchus labrax (European seabass)
Lineage: Eukaryota; Metazoa; Chordata; Actinopteri; Moronidae
Gene: sytl3
Product: synaptotagmin-like 3
Exons: 12
Coding region: 631-2070 (479 amino acids)
Biological process (GO): exocytosis; intracellular protein transport
Cellular component (GO): exocytic vesicle; plasma membrane
Molecular function (GO): neurexin family protein binding; small GTPase binding
Source: RefSeq, a predicted model, not a curated record
CUUUCUGCAGCUGAGGAAGCAGUGGUGGUUUGCCUGGGGAGGGGUUGAAUAGAAAGCUUCACGAUACUGACACAGGAGGGAAAUAUGACUACAUAAGUUGAGGGGAAGCAAAUCAGCAUUUGGAGGUUAAAAUAUUGCCCAAAUGCACAGUAGUGUGUUCUAGUUUCACAUGUCGUCAGAUCCUGUAUUGCUACGAGGAGCUCUGAGGUUACUCUUGCUGACUAACUAUCUGCGUCAUCAGAUAACAGGCUUGCCUGCAGAGAAAUUAAUAUUAAAAGAGGGUAUUUCCACAAUUGUCGGGUUGGGCCGUGAAGUUUAAUCAUCCAAGUGGAAACACUACAGCAGGCUAUAUCUGCUCAAGAGGGCUAUAUCUGGCUCUGACGCGGAUGGAGACUCUGUGGAGAUCGGGAUCAGGAGAAGGGGGAUCUUAGCAGCACGCAGACAACCUUUAUUAUCUCCCUUUUUGUUCUUUACUCCUUCAGCUGCUCUAGAGGACUAAAGAGGAGCUCUGAGUCUGGGUCCAUUAAAGGGGAGGGUUAAAGAGGAGAGGAGGAGGAGACAGGAACAAAAAGAAGACAGCGAGGCAGAGAGGCAGAGAGACAGAGAGAAGAGGACCAGUGAGAGUGACAGAUGAUCAGAGACUGCUGUUUAAAGAUGGAUUUAAGUUUGCUUCAAACUCUGGAGAGAGAAAGAGUCCUGGAGGUUCUUCGGAGAGACAAACAGUUGCGUACCAUUGAGGAGGACAGAAUAAGGAGGAUGAAAUAUGAGCUGCAGGAGUUGCGGAGGAGAGGAGCCAAGAGUUACGCCCGGCAGUAUGGCGAGCGGACCUGCGCCCGGUGCCAGAGGCCGCUGGGAAAGUUCUGGAACUCGGGUGCAGUCUGCCGCGGCUGCAGCCACCGCAUCUGCAGCAGGUGCCGCGUGGGCGUGGGAGCAGCGGACUGGAAGUGCACGGUCUGCCACGCCUACAGGGAGGUGAAGAUCAGGUCUGGAGAGUGGUUUUUAGAGCAGAGGGCACAGAAAUUUUCCGUCAUCACAGACAAAUAUGAGACGGUUGGAGAGAAGCUAUUAAAUACCUACAAUGUGCUGAGUCAUAUAUCCAUUGUACCUCCCACUCCUCCACCCCACUUGGAUUAUCAGUUUCUCAGCAGAUCUGGGGAUUUCAAAAACUCCAAACCUUUCACCAAAUCCGUGGAAGAUCUAAUGGUCUCCUUCACCAGCCAUAUUAAAAAGAUUUCCACUUCUCAGAAUGAUGUGCGAGAAGACCUGCUGAGUGUCGACAACAGCCGGAGAGGGUCGUGCUUCAGCACCCAAAAGAGCCUGUCUGACACUGACAUCAACAAAUCCAGCAAACUCUUUAAAGGCCCCAGUCUUCCAAACCUGUUCAAGAAAAGCAAAGACAGCGACCACGAAGGCUCCUCCACCGGGGCAGAAGAGGAAACUUCCUUCGGUUCUGAGUACUCAGGAGGAAAGAGAGGCAGCAACAGCAGCAUCAGCACCGACUGCGGCAUGUUCGAGAGUGUCAGCGUGGCGGGAGAGCUGGAGCUGGCUCUGGCCUACAACAGCAGCACCUCCUGUCUGGAGAUCACAGUCGGCGCAUGCAGAAAUCUCACCUAUGGAGACCUCAAGAGGAAGAAGUGUCAUCCAUAUGUCAAACUCUAUGUGCUGCCGGAAAAGAGCAGCAAAAUGAAGACGGCAGUGAAGAAAAACACGACUGAUCCGGUUUAUAAUGAAGUUUUGAAGUAUCACAUAGAGCGCCACCUGCUGUUUGGAAAGAGACUGCAGGCCUCUGUGUGGCAUUCAAGGACCCUGAAAAGGAAGACGUUUCUCGGUGAGGUCCUUAUCCCGCUGGACGGCUGGAGGUUUGAGGACAAGGCCUCCCAGUGCUUCAACUGGUACCCACUUUGUCCGAAGACUGAGGAACCAGAGGGAGGCGCUGUGGAGCAGGAUGGAGGAGAACUGCUGGUUGGAGUCAAGUUCAGCUCCGGCUACCAGGGUGAGCUCCUGCGGCUCAGCUCCCUUAAAUCUCUGCAAGAAAAAGACACACGUCUGUCUGUUCGCAGAAUCAUUUAAUUUAUUGUGAUCAUGAGUCUAUGACAACAAAACAUCUGUUGGUCAUCCUUAAAUCCUAAAAUCAAGUCCUUGAUAAAGGAUGAUGUUGCACAAAAAACACUACAUAAUGUCAGCGUUUUUGUUUAUUUAUUUGUGUUUAUCUAAUCAGUGUUGACCCUUACAGACCAUACGGAUACAGUUAAAUCUUUUAAUUUAAAAUAAAAUAUAAAUAUCACCAAA